AUGGACGCACGACAGGAAUGAUGGCCUCACGCAUCUUUUUGUUCAUUCCACAGUUAUUCGGUGCCCUGGUCCUUGGCUGGGAAUGCCAUGCUGUCUCUCGUCACGGUGGAGCUCUCUACAACGGUUCGUUAACCACGGAAGCAAAGUUUCAAGACAUCUGUGCCUCACCUACCUCAUCUUAUCCUGGCGACUGCUGCUUGCCACCAAAUGAGAUGCUCCCUGUCGACCAGUGCCUCACCAGCAACGGUACAGUUGGUGACCCUUACGACGAAGCUGCAAUGGCGGGCGCUUUCCCAGCUUCCAUGUGUCCGUACGCUGCCGCCCUCCUCUGGCAGGGUGGUUACGUCACUGGUCAUUUGUCACCUGAUGUGCACUGCGCAUCUUCAGCGUCUUCAGCUGCGCCGAUAGCGAGUCAGCUUAAAGCCAGCGCUCCGAACGAAAUCUUCAGUGGGCAUGGACGCACGACAGGAAUGAUGGCCUCACGCAUCUUUUUGUUCAUUCCACAGUUAUUCGGUGCCCUGGUCCUUGGCUGGGAAUGCCAUGCUGUCUCUCGUCACGGUGGAGCUCUCUACAACGGUUCGUUAACCACGGAAGCAAAGUUUCAAGACAUCUGUGCCUCACCUACCUCAUCUUAUCCUGGCGACUGCUGCUUGCCACCAAAUGAGAUGCUCCCUGUCGACCAGUGCCUCACCAGCAACGGUACAGUUGGUGACCCUUACGACGAAGCUGCAAUGGCGGGUGCUUUCCCAGCUUCCAUGUGUCCGUACGCUGCCGCCCUCCUCUGGCAGGGUGGUUACGUCACUGGUCAUUUGUCACCUGAUGUGCACUGCGCAUCUUCAGCGUCUUCAGCUGCGCCGAUAGCGAGUCAGCUUAAAGCCAGCGCUCCGAACGAAAUCUUCAGUGGGCAUGGACGCACGACAGGAAUGAUGGCCUCACGCAUCUUUUUGUUCAUUCCACAGCUGCAAGGGAACCGGAGGUAGAACUCACUUCCGGUGGAUGAUGACCGGCCCAGACUUGAGUGGUAUUGUGCGCAAUAAAGUCUGCAGACUGCAGUAAUCCGCGCUAUUUGCGGGCGGCCAAUUUAUCACCGUGUAAACACUACGGUAUCCCA
Molecule: messenger RNA, 1111 nt
Organism: Dermacentor albipictus
Lineage: Eukaryota; Metazoa; Arthropoda; Arachnida; Ixodida; Ixodidae
Source: RefSeq, a predicted model, not a curated record